AUGUCAGAGGAAACAUUUUUGUCUAUGAAUGAUGAGGCAACGAAAAUUGAACCUCCAGAAUGUUCAGUAGAAGACAUUAAACCCGAAGUUGAGGAUAAAUUAGAUGUUCUUGAUGCUAUUGUUAAAUCUGAAUUGUGUUCUGAGAAAGCUGAAACUUGUUUAGAAGAAUUCAUGAAUUCCGAAGUGACUAUAGAAGAGGAAGUCAAACAUGAGUCAAUCGAGACAUCCACUUAUGAAUGUGGCAUUUGUAAUCAAUCAUUUGCAGAAUCAGAUCAAUUAAAAGACCACAUAGUCGAUCACAUGCCUAGUCGUAGCAAAGAACAACGCCUUUUCAAAUGCGAAGUCUGUCACAGAACUUUCAAACUAUCGAAAGGCUUGAGAGCACACAUGGUGACACAUUCUGAAGAACGUCCUUUUAAAUGCGAUAUCUGCAAUCAGUCUUUCAAACAAUCAUAUUCUUUGAAACGUCACAUGCUACAACACAAAGAAGUACGUCUACGCCCCCAUAAAUGCAGUGUAUGCGAUAAGACAUUCACAGAAUCAGGCAGUCUGAAAAAACACAUGCUCAUUCAUACUGGUGAGCGCCCUUAUGAAUGCGAUGUAUGCAAUAAGACCUUCACACACUCGAGUCAUGUUAAAAGACACAUGCUGACACACUAUGGUAUACGUCCGCAUGAAUGCAAUAUAUGCUUUAAGGCAUUUUCAGAUUUAAGUAAUCUCAAAGGUCACAUGGUGGUGCAUAAUGGAGUACGUCCCUAUGAAUGCAGUGUAUGCACCAAGUCAUUCGCAAAAACAGCUGAUCUUAAAAGACAUAUGCUCGUUCACACUGGAUUACGCCCCUACGAAUGCAGUAUAUGCGAUAAAACAUUCACACAAUUAAAUUAUCUGAAAAGUCACAUGGUGCUGCAUAGUGAAGAAAACCCCAAUGAAUGCACUAUAUGCAAUAAAACAUUCACAGUAUCAGCUAGUCUGAAACGCCACAUGCUAAGUCACACCAAUGAGCGCCCCCAUGAAUGCCCCGAAUGCAAUAUGACUUUCACACACCCAGAACAUAUGAAAAGUCACAUGAUGAUUCAUAGCGAAGAACGACCCCAUGAAUGCAAUAUUUGCAAUAAGACAUUCAGACAACUAAGUAGUAUGAAAAGACACAUGCUGACUCACGACAGAGAACGUUGUUUUAAAUGUGAAACAUGUGAUAAGGAGUAUACUGAAUUGUACAAAUUGAAGAAACACAUGGCAAUUCAUGAAAGUCAAUGA
Messenger RNA from Ctenocephalides felis (cat flea), 1257 nucleotides. Its product is annotated as zinc finger protein OZF-like. Bases 1 to 1257 code for a protein of 418 amino acids. Gene Ontology annotation, cellular component: nucleus. Lineage: Eukaryota; Metazoa; Arthropoda; Insecta; Siphonaptera; Pulicidae. The record is from RefSeq and is a predicted model, not a curated record. Gene Ontology annotation, molecular function: DNA-binding transcription factor activity, RNA polymerase II-specific; RNA polymerase II cis-regulatory region sequence-specific DNA binding. The transcript has a single exon. Gene Ontology annotation, biological process: regulation of transcription by RNA polymerase II.